Messenger RNA from Alternaria alternata, 1659 nucleotides. RefSeq names its product TLG2-vesicle protein of 38 kDa. Gene Ontology annotation, cellular component: Golgi membrane. The record is from RefSeq and is a predicted model, not a curated record. Bases 418 to 1572 code for a protein of 384 amino acids. Gene Ontology annotation, biological process: vesicle-mediated transport; mitotic spindle elongation. The transcript is spliced from 2 exons. Lineage: Eukaryota; Fungi; Ascomycota; Dothideomycetes; Pleosporales; Pleosporaceae.
UAUGCAUUUGAUACUGCAUAGGCCUGGGUUCACGCGCAUCAAAAUGUAGUUGUCAACACCCUCUCAAUCUUCAAACGCCAUCGACACGCAUGCCGAAAAGGAAUGUCGUUUCAACUCGGGGUAGAUCUGAUCUGAUCGCCUAAUGCAGGGCGGAUGCACCUCGUUCGUCCGCCCGGAUGACGAUGAAACCAAGAGCUCUCCAGCGGCGCUCCCACUAGCAUUAGCAUCUCACACCAGAGCUGUCUCCAACCCUCUACUAUCACCACACGGAAUGUCCGUCUCCACUCGUAUCAGCUAACACCCUCCCAUUACCCUCUUAUUGAAUUCCGUAUCCCAUUCACAUCUUCUUACCUCCGCAUACAUCCGCGCCACUCCGCUGAGCACACCCCCCAAUACUUAACGUAGGCAUCAGCUAGCAUGCCCGCGAGCGACUAUGACGUCCGCGCUCUUGCGCUCCCAUUAGACGACGAGGAAACAGGCCAGACGCCGAUAUGGAGUCGACGUUCGCAAUCAUCUACCUUCCGGCGCAAUCCCUCGCACCAGAGCCAACAGAGCACAUGGCGGCAGCGCGCCAUGGACAAGUACGAUACACUCUCGCGACGAGUCCUGGACCAAUACAAUAAACUUUCUCCCUUGCAGAAAAUACUCUUCUUCGUUGGGAAUUUGGUGUUGGCAGUAGGCGGCAUACUGUUCUUGGUUUACAAUGAGCGCAUAUUCGGGGCCUUGCUGCCCGUAGCGAAGAAGUGGAGAGACGUCACAGCCGGAUGGCUGAUACUCUGGGUCUUGAUCUUUGUUGUAUCAUUCCCGCCCUUGAUUGGGUAUUCGAGUUUACUCACCAUCGCCGGUUUCGUCUAUGGCUUUCCUAAUGGUUGGUUCAUAGCCGCAACAGCGACAGUCGCCGGCAGCACAGCGUCCUUCCUCCUUUCGCGUACCCUCCUCAAGAACAUGGUCCACCGUCUAAUAGCGAAUGACACGCGCUUCGCCGCCCUCUCCCUGACCCUCAAGCACGAUGGUCUAAAACUCCUCAUCAUGUACCGACUGUGUCCACUACCAUACUCCAUUUCCAAUGGCGCUGUCGCAACCUUCCCAACCGUACACUGGGCGUCAUACGCUCUAGCUACUGCUAUCGUAUCACCAAAGCUUAUGCUACAUAUUUUCAUCGGCAGCCAGCUCGAGAAGAUUGCUGAAAGCGGAGGUAAAAUGGACCCUAGUACAAAAGCUCUAUCCUACGUUUCCAUAUUCAUUGGCCUCAUUGCGGGUGUUACCACAGGCUGGCUCGUAUACCGCAAGACCAAGGCCCGGGCUGCACAGCUUGAAGCCGAAGAGCGUGCGGGUAUUCGUCGUAUGAGUAUCGAAGAUUUGGAGAAUGAAUACGCGGAUGACCCGGGAGCGCUGGAAGCUGCCGAACGGUUACGUGAAGAAGAUGAUGAUAUCAGUCUUCGGACAACCUGGGACGAUGAGUACAGAGAUGAGCCUCCGGAGACGGGUGAUGCCGUGGACAUUGGCGAUGACCCGUUCAAGGAUGGCGAUGCCAGUGACAGCGAGGAGCGAGGACGAGGAAGGCAGAAAUAGAUGCAUUUGCAUAGAAGAAUCUUGCAUACGUCGCUUGGGUAUGGCGAGUACCUCCUAUAGACUAUUAGAAUCGAAACCGCAUCGUCA